Molecule: messenger RNA, 3802 nt
Organism: Pseudophryne corroboree (corroboree frog)
Lineage: Eukaryota; Metazoa; Chordata; Amphibia; Anura; Myobatrachidae
Gene: ACVR1
Product: activin A receptor type 1
Exons: 11
Coding region: 614-2149 (511 amino acids)
Biological process (GO): cellular response to growth factor stimulus; protein phosphorylation; heart development
Cellular component (GO): plasma membrane; BMP receptor complex
Molecular function (GO): ATP binding; transmembrane receptor protein serine/threonine kinase activity
Source: RefSeq, a predicted model, not a curated record
CCUCUCACCUGCUCGGCCUCCUCCUCCUCCCAACACCUCAGAUUCCCGGAGCUGUGAGGGAGUGAGCGCUGCCUCCCUUCUCCCGGCCCAUUCCCAGCCCCUUCCCUCUGCACCUCCCUCUCCCAGCAGCACUGCUCCCCUCCCCUCGGUGACUGUGGAGGAAAUGAUGUGGUAAUGCCUGGCUAAUUGCAGCUCCAGACACCCAACUGGAGGAGCGGGCGGCCACUUCCUCCUGUCGCAGACGCAGGCUGUUUGCACUGAACUUUUUGUCGCACCCGGUCCGGGCUUUGUGCGGUGACGGUAUCUGCUCCCCCAGUGUGGGGGGAGGUCUCCCGGCGCUGGCUGCAGAGGGAGGUGUCCUGCCUGGAAGAUGAGGAGAGCUGCAGGGGGAAAGCUUCCUAUCCGCUGCUGGAAGCGCUGGCUGUGAUUGCACAGCAGCCCCAUGGCCGGUGCGUGUGUUCGCUAAGAGAACGAAGCGACUGAUCGUCCUCUGCAGACCGGCUCCCACUACUUCCAACCCAGAGCAUUCAAGAUGACUACCACGAACAGAGUUGUCUAGACAGAAACAGCCCUCAGUGAUUAAGCAUAAGCAGUGUUUGUUCAGAGCUGUACAAUGGUAGAUGGUGGUAUGAUUCUUCCCUUACUUAUGAUGAUAGCCUUUUCGUCUCCAAGUAUGGAAGAUGAGGAGGUAAAGGUGAAUUCGGGGCAGUAUAAAUGUGUGUGUGAGGGGGUCUCCUGUGGCAGUGGUAACCACUGCUAUGGACAGCAGUGCUUCUCCUCACUCAGCAUAAACGACGGUGUCCUGAUGUACCAGAAAGGCUGCUUCCAAGUCUAUGAACAAGGCAGGAUGACGUGCAAGACCCCUCCGUCCCCUGACCAGGCGGUGGAGUGCUGUCAGAGUGACCUCUGUAACAUGAACAUCACAGCGUACUUGCCAAGUAAAGGGAAGUCACUGCAUGGAGAGGGAUUACAUUACAGUGUGGACACUCUGGCUAUAUUCAUCCUGGCCCCGGUGGUUGUGCUGAUAGUGCUUUCCGUCGUGGCUCUGCUAGUCUUCCGAAAAAUUCAGCAGCGUCACAUGGAAAGGUUGAGUACACGGGAUGCAGAGUACGGAACUAUAGAUGGACUCAUCGCAUCCAAUGUUGGGGACAGCACACUAGCAGACCUGUUGGAUCACUCGUGUACAUCUGGAAGUGGGUCUGGUCUUCCUUUCCUAGUGCAGAGAACAGUGGCACGACAGAUCACCCUAGCAGAGUGUGUCGGCAAGGGUCGUUACGGUGAAGUAUGGCGCGGCCUCUGGCAAGGAGAAAGCGUCGCUGUGAAGAUUUUUUCAUCCCGGGAUGAGAAAUCCUGGUUCAGGGAAACUGAAUUAUACAACACAGUGCUGCUGAGACAUGAAAAUAUUCUAGGUUUUAUAGCCUCAGACAUGACUUCCAGAAACUCCAGCACGCAGCUAUGGCUAAUUACUCACUACCAUGAAAUGGGAUCGCUCUAUGAUUACUUGCAAGUGACCACGCUGGACACUGUGACCUGCCUCCGAAUUGUGCUAUCCAUAGCCAGUGGGUUGGCACAUUUACACGUAGAGAUAUUCGGUACCCAGGGGAAGCCUGCCAUCGCUCACCGUGAUUUAAAGAGCAAGAACAUUCUUGUCAGGAAGAAUGGGCAGUGUUGUAUAGCAGAUCUAGGUUUGGCUGUUAUGCACUCUCAAUCAACCAAUCAGCUCGAUGUUGGGAAUAACCCCCGAGUAGGGACUAAGCGAUACAUGGCUCCUGAAGUUUUAGAUGAGACGAUCCAAGUGGAUUGUUUUGACUCUUACAAAAGAGUUGAUAUUUAUGCUUUUGGUCUGGUCCUCUGGGAAGUUGCCAGACGAAUGGUUAGCAACGGCAUUGUUGAAGAUUACAAGCCUCCUUUUUAUGAUGUUGUUCCGAAUGAUCCUAGCUUUGAAGAUAUGAAGAAAGUUGUCUGUGUGGAUCAACAACGACCAAACAUUCCCAAUAGAUGGUUCUCAGACCCAACACUAACAUCGCUUGCUAAGUUGAUGAAGGAAUGCUGGUAUCAAAACCCAUCUGCAAGACUCACUGCCUUGCGCAUCAAAAAGACUUUAACCAAAAUUGACAAUUCCUUAGAUAAACUUAAAUCUGACUGCUGAAAAUCUGCCAUGAAAUCCGUGCAUCAUUCAUAAUAAAAACAAAUUAAAAUACAGUGCUUGCCUGACGAGGUUUAGACUUUAUUUCAAACCAUUUGUUUUGUAUGCAGAACUUCUAAGUACAUACCCACCUUUUUGAAGACGGUCCCACCAAGGAAUAUUGAAGCGUGGCUAAAUUACUGUAAUGGUAACAUUACUGAAUACUGGCUUUCAAGGCAAUGGUCGGGUGAAUAUUUGCAAAGAUUUGGAUCCAAAGGAGCACAGGGGAAUUUCGGGACCGAUCUGGGCAUUAAAAGUUGAUUUUGGAGGAGGACAAACACUUUUCAUGACUACCCUGGUCACUCAUUACAUGGAUCUUAGUGGAUUUUUCAUUAGCAAUAUUUCGUGUGCUUCUCCGUUCCAUUGCACUAGAAAUUCUUUGCAUUCCUUACUUGCACUGUAAUGUUUUAAUUUUUAUGACAGAUGCCAAAUAUAUGGUUGGCUGUGUACGGAUCUGUUAUUACACCUAUUCAAAUUUGAAGAAAGAUUUAAAAAUAAGUGUCAUUGUUAGCUGGAUUUUACAUGUGUAUUGAUGUUUACAAUAAUGCUGAACAUAAGAAUUUUUUUAUCUAUAAAAAAAAUUCUAAUUAUUUAUUAUUAGCGCACUUAACGUUUAAAAAAACAAACAAAAAAAACUGAACAGUGCAAGAGGCUAUCGCUUUAUUUUGUGGUCUGUUUUUUUGUUUUUUCACUUUUACACAACUAAUUUUAUAACACAUGAUAAGGAAGAGACUUUUUCUGUAUGAUCACAUUGCGAUGUCACAUUAUUAUUUCUCAAUACUGAGAAGUUUGUGUGGAUUUAUCAGUUUGAAUUUAGAAUUCUAAAUGUAAUCUCUCCCCUUAACCGGCUCACAUUUUAUUGACAUAGGAAAUAACAACAUUGUGUGCAAAUUUCCAUACAAAAUUCUGGAGACUUUCACAAAAAGAAAGUGGAGUUGCUUAUCUUCUAAGCUACGUAAUAUGUUGCAUUGUAAACUCUGCCAGAAAAUAACUAUUUUGUUUUAAUCUACUUUUUGUAUUUAGUAGUUAUUUGUAUAAAUUAAAUAGAAUGUUUUUAAGUCUAAAAAGAGUUGUUGUUUUUUCUGUAAAACAGAAGGUAUUUCAUGUUUGUUGUAUGACUUUUAAAAGUUAAUGGAUUUUCCACCUUCAGGUGACUUUUUUAAGGUUGUGUACAUGCCCUUGUUCAUCUUUUACUAUUUACAGUGUUCAUUUACCAAGUUGCAGACUUCCUUCUAGGUUUUUCACCAAAACCAUUGUUUAAUGUUGGCAUGUUGACUUUCAUUGCUCGUGGAUGCAACAAGAAACUCUGGAUUUAAUUGUAGUCAAUAUGUUAACAUUUUUCCGAUCCAGAAAGGUGGAAAUAAACUACUAUCCCUGGUAGCUGUGUUUGGUUUAACAAUAAUGCUAGAAGCCAGGGAUAUGGGCAAUAGCUGUAGUAAAAGUAGCAGCAUGGUAAUUACAAACGAGUAAAUGAAUAUUGUAUGAAGGUGGAAAACUCCUUUAAGUCAAGCACCUUACUUCUAUUAAUAGCUAUGUCAUUUUAAAGAAACAAGCAAAAAUAUUCACUUGUAUAAAAACAAAUUCACAAAAUAAAAAAAUGGAGUUAGUAACGUUUAA